UUUAUUUACUGGCUUAUUAAUAUAUUUACCGAUAUUUCCACGCCCAACUUCCAAUUGGUUUGUACAAAUCCAAUAACACUCUCUUGGCGCGUUGCCGCAAGCUGACCAGUAUUCCAUAGCACGAACAACCCAUUCCAGUCGUUCGGCGUGAUCGGGCGACAAUGGGAAACCGCCGGUUCGUGCCCACCAGCGACGACGAGGACAACUCGCCGCCGCCUCGCAACCCAAACGGCGAUGAGAAGAGAAGCCAGAGGAAGCGCAAGAAGGUGCAAUUCCCUGACGAGGAGGAGGACGAGGAUAGGGACUUGGACGAGGUGAAAUUGAGUGAGCUGAAGCAGAAGAAGAGGAAAAAGAGGGAGGAUCCGGAGCCCGACCUAGAGCCCGAAAGCGAAAAUGAAGAGCCGGAGGAUUUGGAAGCUCUGCCGGUGGGCGACGCUGUUAGGGUUUCGGGUAAGGGGAGAGGGAGGCGGAGUCAUUUCGCGUCCUUCGAGUACGACGGUCUUCAAUAUCAGCUGGAGGAUCCAGUGCUCUUAGUUCCUGAGAAUGGGAAUCAGAAACCAUACGUGGCAAUAAUUAAGGAUGUUUCCCAAACACGGGAAGGGGCUGUUAUGGUCACCGGGCAGUGGUUCUACCGUCCAGAAGAAGCAGAGAAGAAAGGGGGUGGAAAUUGGCAAUCGAGUGACACAAGGGAACUGUUCUAUAGUUUCCACAGAGAUGAAGUACCAGCAGAAUCAGUCAUGCAUAAGUGCGUGGUGCACUUUAUACCUCAAAAUAAGCAGAUUCCACCCCGCAAACAACAUCCUGGGUUCAUCGUGCAAAAAGUUUAUGACACAGAACAGAGGAGGCUUUUCAAGUUAACUGACAAAGAUUAUGAGGACAAUAAGCAGCACGAGAUUGACCUCCUUGUUCAGAAAACUCUUGCACGAAUCGGGGAUCUUCCUGAUCUUGAGCCUGAGGAUGCUACUGUGGAGCAUGAAGAUCCACUGAAGAGUAAACGACUUAUAAGGAAGAGGAACGUAUCUCCUUUGGAUGUUACCAGGGUGGAUGGAGGACUUACUAGAUCCCAGUCAAUUAAAGCAGAAACUCCUGGGAGCACUUGUGGGACCGGAUCCGAAUACUUUUUGAUCCUGUCUAAUCUUAAGCUCUCGACUGGGGAAACACAGCGUGACAGGUGGUUGGAGAAGCUACUUCAAUCAAUUCAGUCUGUUUGCAGUUCUGAUGGUAAGCAGAAAGAUGAACAGGAUGGAAACAAGAAUGAUGGUGAAGGUUCAGAAAAUAAACUUCAAGAUAAGGGUGAUGCAUCAUCUGACUGGCCAGAUACAGCAGCUCAUGCGGUGGCUGCUCUUGAGAAAGUUGCUCAUGAGACGCUUUCUGCAGAUUUUCAGAAGUAUAAUCAAAAGAUGCGGCAAUUAGCGUUCAAUCUUAAGAGUAAUGUUGUAUUAGCACGACGCCUUCUGAAUAAGGAAUUGGAACCUGCUCAGAUACUCAAUAUGUCGCCUAAUGAGUUAAAGAUGACCGAUGCUCGUUGUUCGAGAUGCUCCCUAAAACAAGUAGCAUUGGUUGAAGUAUUUCAGACUGGACAUGGUGAUCGAUACAAGGUUUCUAACCUUCAAACUUUGGUUGGCUAUUUUAUUCGUUUCAAG
Striga asiatica is the source of this 1643-nucleotide messenger RNA. The record is from the annotation of a GenBank genome assembly. NCBI's taxonomy places the organism in Eukaryota, Viridiplantae, Streptophyta, Magnoliopsida, Lamiales, Orobanchaceae.